Plectropomus leopardus (leopard coralgrouper) is the source of this 3065-nucleotide messenger RNA. It is a transcript of the gene bbs1, whose product is annotated as Bardet-Biedl syndrome 1. Gene Ontology annotation, biological process: protein localization to cilium; non-motile cilium assembly. NCBI's taxonomy places the organism in Eukaryota, Metazoa, Chordata, Actinopteri, Perciformes, Serranidae. The record is from RefSeq and is a predicted model, not a curated record. Gene Ontology annotation, cellular component: axoneme; centrosome; BBSome. Gene Ontology annotation, molecular function: patched binding; smoothened binding.
GCGGGAGGAUUUAGGUCGGAUUUAUCGGAUUAGCUCCUCGGAGAGAGCAGCUAGCUGCCUCUUCAACACGAUAUCCCGGAUAAAAUCUGACUCUGAGAAACUGUUUGUGUCGUUUUUACCGAAGACACGUCGCUCUGCCGCGCGAUAAACAACAAAGAAAAGAGGAGAACUGAGCGCGAGGAGACGCAGCAGCCCGGUCUCCUUGACAACGGCUCACCUGUGCAGCAGCGCUGGUGUCCUCUGCUGCCAUCAUGUCGUCUGCGGAGUCGAGCGGUGAUGGCGGGAAGUGGCUGGAUGCUCACUAUGACCCGGUGGCGGGCUUGUACACCUUCACGUCCUGCGUUGACCUGGCGGACCUGAGCGGGGACGGGGAGAGCCGGCUUGUGGUGGGCGACCUGGGCUCCGGCUCGUCAGCCAUGAAGCUGAAGGUGUACCGGGGCACGGCGCUGAUGAGCGAGAGCGCCCUGCUCGACCUGCCCGCCGGCCUCGUCGCCUUCUUCAUGGACCUGCACGAGCCGCGUAUCCCUGCCGUCGCCGUGGCGUCCGGACCGUGCAUCUACGUCUACAAGAACCUGCGGCCGUACUUCAAGUUCACGCUGCCCGGCCUGGAGGUCAACACACUGGAGCAGGACGUGUGGCAGCAGGUGAGGGAGGGGCAGAUCGACCCUCUGACCCUGAAGGAGAUGUUGGAGAGCAUCAGGAAGAAGGCCGACAUCCCGCUGUCCGUCCGCUCGCUCAGGUUCCUGUCCCUGGAGACCAGCGACAUGGACGAGUUUGUCCAGCUGCACAAACAGCAGCCAAUCAAACGCCAGACCGUCAUCACCUGCAUCGGGACGCUGAAGAAGAGCACGGCGGACGAGGACGGCGUCAGCUGCCUGGUGAUCGGCACAGAGAGCAACGACGUCUUCAUCCUCGACCCCGAGGCCUUCAUCAUCCUCUCCAAAAUGUCGCUGCCGGCUGCUCCCACCAUGAUGGAUGUGACGGGUCAGUACGAUGUGGAGUUUCGCAUCACGGUGGCGUGUCGCAACGGCAACAUCUACAUCCUGCGCAGGGAGUCGGACAAACCGAAGUACUGCAUCGAGCUGUCGUCCCACCCGGUGGGUCUGGUGAGGGUUGGGAAGAACGUGGUGGUCGGCUGCACCGACGAGAGUCUGCAGGGCUUCACGCAGAAGGGGAAGAAGCUGUGGAAGGUCGUCCUCCCCGCUCCCAUCACCUCCAUGGCUGCCAUGGACCUCCCCACCAGGGGCUUCCAGGCGGUUCUGGUGGGCCUGGCCAACUGUGAGGUCCAUCUGUACCGCGACAAGAACCUGCUGAGCACCAUCAAGACGCCUGAUGUGAUCACCAGCAUCUGCUUCGGCCGCUACGGGCGCGAGGACGGGACCCUGAUCAUGACCACCAAGGGAGGAGGUCUGAUGGUGAAGAUCCUGAAGAGGACGGCAGUCUUUGACGACCGGGACAGCGCCCCAGGGCCGCCGCUGGCCCAGAGUGUCCGCCUCAACGUGCCCAAGAAGACCAAGCUGUAUGUGGACCAGACGCUGAGGGAGCGCGAGAACGGCCUGGCCAUGCACCGCGCCUUCCAGAUGGACUUGAGUCGCCUGCGAUUGGCCUCCGCCAAAGCCUACGUCAAGGCGCUGGAGUCCAGCCUCACGCCGAUGUCCUCCAGCCUCACCGAGCCACUAAAGAUGAACGCCGUGGUGCAGGGCCUGGGCCCGUCCUUCAAACUGACCCUGAACGUCCAGAACACGGCGGCGUGUCGGCCCGUCAUGAACCUAGCCAUCAGCUUCCUGUACGACGAGAGCCUGUACAGGAUGAGGAACCCGUACAUGAGGAUCCCCCUGCUGGUGCCCGGACUCAUCUACCCCGUCGAGACCUUCGUGGAGUGCACCAGCGACAAGGGCAUCUCUGACAUCAUCAAGGUGUUCAUCCUGCACGAGGGGAAGAGCUCGCCGCUGCUGACGGCCCACAUCAACAUGCCCGUCAGCGAGGGACUGACGCUCAACUGACGACACACAACACUUCAACUUUAUUCUUUCCAGACUCCAAAUAUCACAAGACUGAACACUUUAAUUUAUAAACUGAAAACUCUAAAAAUCAGGAGACGGAACUGACGACAAUAAUGCUUCGACUUUAUUUAUUACCGACUUUAAACAUCACAGUACUAAACUGACACCGCACCUCAGUUUUAUUCAUUAGACUCCAGCCAUCAGGAGACUGAACUGACAACCCACAACGCCUCAGUUUUAUUCACUGAAAACUUUAAACAUCAAGAGGCAGAACCCACAACACAUAACACAUCAGCUCUAUUCAUUAGACUCCAUCAAUGACAAGACUGAACCGACAACACAGGACGCUUCAACUGUAUUCAUUAAGGACCACAAACACGACAGGACUGUUAUGACAACACCUGAUGCUUUCAUUUAUUUCACUACACAAUCCAAACAUAAUAAAACUGAACUGCCAUCGCAUGACACGUCAACUGUAUUCACUGCAGACUGAAAUAACAACACAGGAGUCAACUAACAAUACAACGCUUCGGCUGUAUUCAUUAGACUCCAAACAUCACAAGACUGAACUGAAUACACACGACUUUAUGUGUGAUGUCAUGUGAUCUUUCGAUGUUUUGUUAUGAAUAAAGUUGAAGCGUCAUGUGUCGUCUGGAACAAAUGAAUCAGACUACAGGUGUGAAACCUUGAAACACGGAACAGAUACAAACUUAACAUUGUGGAUCUUCAUUUAUAAAAUCAUCAAAUUAAAUGAGUUUCUCUCACUUUGGAUGUAACGCCACAUUCAUGUUUCAUGUUUGAAAAAAUUCUGCGUCUGAAUUACGACAUAAUAUGAUCUGCUCUUUGUAGUUUUGUUAAAAUAUUGUCAGUUUUGUGUAGAUUGGUUUAAGUUUGUGGUUCUUGUUUUAAAACAGUAAUGAGAUGUCCGUGUGGGUGUCCUCAACAUGUUUAAACUCUCAGGGUGAAAAAUCACUGCAGAUAAAAGACUUUUGGCUUCGUUUGUGAAUGUUUUUAGUCUGUAAGGACAAAUAUGCUCUCAGUUUUCUGUGUAUUAUUUUUUUA